This is a messenger RNA of Staurois parvus, 1305 nucleotides long. Lineage: Eukaryota; Metazoa; Chordata; Amphibia; Anura; Ranidae. The record is from the annotation of a GenBank genome assembly.
AUGAAUAUCCUCCUUACAGAUGCAAAAGAUGACAUUAAAUUUAAGAAAGCUGGAGACAAGCAGAGAAACAUUGUGCACUAUCUGUACCGGAGUACGCUGGGUGGAAAUGUUCGAGCAAAGUGCCUGCAGACUCCAUUCCUGUGCUCCUUGGCCUCCUACAUCCUCUAUAGGACCAACAGCCCCUUUGACAGGAGAGUCACGACACUUGAGUGGCACCCAGCUCACCCAAACACAGUGGCUGUGGGGUCCAAAGGAGGGGACAUCAUCCUAUGGGACUAUGAGGACCUGAACAGCACGCUCAUUCCUGGAAUUGGAGCAGGAGGCUGUAUUACAGGAAUGAAAUUCGACCCCUUCAACUCUAAUCAGAUAUACACAUCGUCAGUAGCGGGUAGCACCAUCCUCCAAGAUCUGAGUGGACGAACCGUACAGAUGUAUACAAACACUGAAGACUGGGCCAUGUGGUACUGCAGCCUGGAUGUGUCUGCCAGUAGACAGAGCGUGGUAACCGGAGACAAUGUGGGCAACGUAGUGCUCCUGGAGACUUGUGGGAAGGAGAUCUUCAAGAUGAGACUACACAAGAAAAAAGUGACCCAUGUGGAAUUUAACCCCCGGUGUGACUGGCUUCUGGCCACAGCCUCUGUGGAUCAAAACGUUAAGCUCUGGGACUUGAGGAACAUCAAGGACAAGUCCAGCUGUUUAUAUACAAUGCCUCACACCCGCGGAGUCAACUCUGCUUACUUCAGUCCUUGGGAUGGAGCUAAACUACUCACCACCGACCAGCACAGUGAAAUCCGCGUGUACUCAGCCAGUGACUGGUCCAAGCCUCAGCGCAUUAUUCCUCAUCCACAUCGCCAGUUCCAGCAUCUGACUGCCAUAAAGGCCUCAUGGCAUCCUCGUUAUGACCUGAUUGUAGCCGGGCGAUAUCCAGAUCCCCAGUUCCCGGGGUACACUGCAGAUGAGUUGCGCACAGUGGAUGUGUUUGAUGGGCAGACUGGAAAUAUAGUCUGCCAGCUGUAUGACCCCUACGCAUCUGGGAUCGUUUCACUCAAUAAAUUUAACCCAAUGGGAGAUCUGUUGGCAUCAGGAAUGGGUUUUAAUAUCUUGAUCUGGAGUCGAGAGAUUCUCUUAAUGAUGAAGCAGGAGGAGAUGAUGAGGGCCUUACGGGCAAAGGGGAUUCAAGUGGGGAGAAAAGAUGAUCCAAGCAGCAGAUCCUCAAAUUCUGGAAAGGACAAAUCUGAGACAAAAAAAACAAGGACUGCUGCUAAAGAGUCAACUAGCACACGAGGGAAAAACAAAGACAAAUGA